CUUCAACUAUUCCAACAAAUAAUGCGACAAAUUCCACUACUCCAGGACCAGUAAUUUAUCCUUAUAAUACGGUUCUGGUACCACCGAAUAACGGAACAUGGCAAAUUUGUUCGCAAGAAAAUACAAAUUAUGUUAGUUAUAGUUUAAGGGUGGUCGAUGAUUCAUCUCCGAUAACUCCAAAUUACGGGACUACAAACGAUAGUCAACUAAGUCCAAACCCCACAGCUCCGACAGUGGGUGUCGUGGCAAGAAUAAUAUAUUCCAAUGGGUUGGAGUUCGUUCCAUCAUUAUCAUGUUACAACGAAAUUAUUAAAGAGUGCGAUCAGGAUACGGGAAAAAUUUUAAUGGAAGACAAAGACAAGUACUGCUUACAAAUAAUAAAUCCUGGACAACUUUCUCAAAAGGUUAAUGUCACCGUGAGCUUCACGAGUACGGUGUUCAAGGAUGGAGGAUUUACUAGUGCAAACAGGCCAGGCGGAAAUGCAAAACCUUUAAACAAUUCGAACAGUUCGGAUAGCAGUGCCUCGAUAAAUUGCGGAAGUACACUCGGAAUCUGUAUGAUCUCAAUGAUGUCUUGGCUUGUAUUCUGUGUUUUUCAAAGCAGCAUAUAA
This is a messenger RNA of Acaulospora colombiana, 611 nucleotides long. NCBI's taxonomy places the organism in Eukaryota, Fungi, Glomeromycota, Glomeromycetes, Diversisporales, Acaulosporaceae. The record is from the annotation of a GenBank genome assembly.